Molecule: messenger RNA, 1377 nt
Organism: Daldinia loculata
Lineage: Eukaryota; Fungi; Ascomycota; Sordariomycetes; Xylariales; Hypoxylaceae
Product: cytochrome P450
Exons: 7
Coding region: 1-1377 (458 amino acids)
Molecular function (GO): iron ion binding; oxidoreductase activity, acting on paired donors, with incorporation or reduction of molecular oxygen; heme binding
Source: RefSeq, a predicted model, not a curated record
AUGGUGGGUAUCCUCGAUAUUAUACCAUCCGUGGUGAAGUAUUCUGCUGUAAUCUUUAUCCCCUAUUAUCUCCUCAUACUUAUUUACCGUAUCUUUUUCCAUCCCUUAAGAAAGUACCCAGGACCCUUCCUUGCGAAGUUGUCCGGUCUUUAUACGGGGUUCUACGCACUGUUGAGACGCCUUCAUUUAACCACUUACUUAGAGCAAAAGAAAUAUGGAGGACCAGUAUUGCGACAUGGUCCCGACAAGCUCGUCUUCAACUCAGUUGAGGCGUUACAAGACAUCUAUAACAAUGAGAGAGUUACAAAGUCGCAUGUCUAUAAGCUCACCAUGAGGUCGGGCAAACCAAGUAUAUUCAGUACCAUCGAUAAGCAACAGCAUAGACUUAAGCGCAAGCUCAUCGGGCAAGCCGUCAAUGAUAAAGCGACGCGUGCUUUUGAGCCUACUAUGAUAGAGCAGGUCGACAUCUUUAUUAAACAACUCAUGGCUUCGUCUCAAGGCUCUAGCCCCGUUGAUAUGACCGAACGCUGCAAGUGGCUCGGCAUGGACAUUGUAGGCCUUCUUGCAUUCGGCUUUGCUCUUAACAUGCAGACGGACCCGACAUAUCGGUUCGUCACCCGCGGACUUAGCGUAGGAACGUACCAGAUGAACAGCAUCAUGCAGUGGCCACUGCUGAAGAACCUAGGGCUUCACCACUUACUUCUCCUCGUGGGUUAUGGUCAGCGGGUGAAGUACCUCGAUACGCUACAGACCAUGAUCAGCACUCGUUUAUUUCGGGGGAAGCAUGCUAAGAAUGACCUUUACUCGUUCGUUGCCGACCAUCUUGACAACGCUGCCGACGGAAUUACGACCAGCGAGCUCUGGUCCGAAGCCUUGUUCUUCUUCCCAGCAGCGGGCGACACAACAACCACAGCCCUAAGCGCACUAUUCUUCUACCUCUCGCGCUACCGGGAAGUCUACAAAAAACUAGCCGACGAGAUCCGGCGCUCCUUCUCCAGCAGCGCUGACAUCAAAAGCGGCCCUCAACUCUCCAGCUGCCGCUACCUGCGCGCCUGCAUCGACAAGGCCCUGCGCAUGUCACCACCCAUCACAGGAACACUGUGGCGGGAACUACCGCCCGAGGAACACGCCCGCGAACCUCGCAUGUAUGCUGCUUUCAGCCCAUUUUCAGUCGGCUCCCGGGCUUGUGCGGGGAAGAGCACGGCGUAUCUGGAGGCGAGAUUGGGGAAGGCGGGACAUGUGGGAGCGGGGGUUCCGGGUAGGACGGACGGUAGGGGGCGGCCGCAUGAGUUUCAGUUGUAUGAUACGUUUGGCUCGCAGCAUGUUGGGCCGAAGUUGAUAUUUCGGCGGCGGGGGGGAGUUUGGAGGGGAUGUUGA